AUGAAGUUUCUGGAUUCCCUGAGCUUGCUCAACCUGGUGCUGCAGAAAACAGGUACUACUUCUCUCCCAGAGACUGAGAGAAAGAGAGAAGCACAGCCACAGGGAGAAGGCAAUUCUAACGCAGGUCUGCAUCUGGGGAACUAUGCCCUGAGCCUGGAUAACUACGAUGAGGUCACUGACCUGAGCAGCUAUGAAGAGCUCACAGACUAUGGGGACCACCUCCCCCAAUUUAAAGGAACCAGUCUGGCUCCUUUAAAUAGGAUCAGCUCUACUCAGAGCACUAUGGCUCCAAGGACAUCUUCUUGAAACACCACAAUGACCAGGCCUGCUACAUUGGGCCUGCUGGGUUUCCCAACCAGCCACAGUUAAGUUCACAGUGACAGCCUGCCCACCUGUCUGGUCUGCAUGUGCCUUGGUUCCUCUGUGUGCUGCAACGACACUGACUUAGAGAACAUCCCUCAUCUUCCCCAGACAACCACCUACCUGUAUACCUGCUUCAACCACAUCCACCAAAUCCAGGCCAGAGACUUCAAAGGGCUGACAAAACUGAAGAGGGCUGACCUCUCUAGCAACUUCAUCUCCUCCAUCAGUGACAAUGCCCUCCACCUACAUCCUGCUCUGCAGGAUCAGAUCCUCCCAGAUAACCAGCUGGCAGCCCUGUCCGGGCUCCCUACAGGCAUCAAAGUCCUGAGCAUCUGCCUGAAUUGGCUCCAGAGCUGGGGGAAAAGCCUAGGAGUCUUCAGGGCUUUGGAGAAGCUGCGUUUCCUCUACCUGGCUGGCAACUUGCUGGAUUCCAUCCCAGAGCCCCUCCCCCUGAGCCUAUGUUCGCUACACCUGCAGUGCAACUGUUGAUGUGUUCUUUCCAGAAUAAUGAUAGAGACCAUGCAGAGUGACACCUUCUGUGACGAGGAGGAGCACAAGCAGACACAGAGGCGGCUGGAAGACUACUGCCUGGAUGGCAACCUCAGUUUGGGCCUCUUCACCGGUGUCUACUUCUGCCUGCCACAGCUCCCUGCAGGCCGCUUCUCCUAG
Molecule: messenger RNA, 1032 nt
Organism: Phyllostomus hastatus (greater spear-nosed bat)
Lineage: Eukaryota; Metazoa; Chordata; Mammalia; Chiroptera; Phyllostomidae
Gene: OPTC
Product: opticin
Molecular function (GO): protein binding
Source: RefSeq, a predicted model, not a curated record